Messenger RNA from Mucor velutinosus, 654 nucleotides. It is a transcript of the gene VPS28, whose product is annotated as Vacuolar protein-sorting-associated protein 28. The record is from RefSeq and is a predicted model, not a curated record. The coding region runs from base 1 to 654 and encodes 217 amino acids. NCBI's taxonomy places the organism in Eukaryota, Fungi, Mucoromycota, Mucoromycetes, Mucorales, Mucoraceae. The transcript is spliced from 2 exons.
AUGAAACUUAUCUAUGGAUACGAAAUGAAUGCUUCUGCUGGCCAAAUUGGUCAUGUUAUCUGCCCACCACUGUUAUCAACCAAAAUCACUUUAUCAAGCGCAGGAAACACAAAUCGUUGGGCAUUCUAUGGCACUCGCAAGCAAAUCUUGGAUUGGAUGAGAGAGCAUGGUGAUAUCAUAUUGGAGAAUUCAAUCUUUGCUGGAGGAAAAACAUGCGAUAGUAAUGUUCACACUGAAAUUGUUAUCGAUGUGCAAUAUGUCUACGAUCAAGAGCAAACUUACGUCGAUUACAUCAAGUCUUAUUUCGUUGACAUCUACGAUUCUGAAAGGGUUAAAGUUGAAAUUAGACCUCGUGUCGAUUCCAAGGACAGUGUAAUUCCUGCCUUGAGUCGAACCGUCGUUGCAAGCGGUACUAAACUAGGAGAUUUGGUUGAUGAUUUACAAACAGAGUGGUUCAAACCAGGACAAUCCUAUGUUCAACAAACCGUUCAUUUGUUCAAUGAUACACCUACGCCUAAUCACAUUCUCAGUGCUAAACCUCCUACAUCUAUUCAUGUGUCAACAGAUGCUGCUCAGCAAUCUCCCGUUGCUGUCGAGGGAGAUUUGUGUACAACUACCACCGCGAAUGUCACUACUACUACUACUGCUCAUUAA